Lathyrus sativus (Indian pea) is the source of this 2151-nucleotide messenger RNA. Lineage: Eukaryota; Viridiplantae; Streptophyta; Magnoliopsida; Fabales; Fabaceae. The record is from the annotation of a GenBank genome assembly.
AUGGGUAAGAAAAAGACAGAUGAUGCGGGCACAUCUACAAAGGCUAAAGCAAGUAGUAAAGAUGUUCCUAAGAGGGAAAAAAUGUCUGUCUCUGCCAUGUUGGCAAGUAUGGAUGAAAAACCCGAUAAACCUAAAAAAGCAUCUUCCUCAAAUAAGCAGAAGCCAAAACCUGCUCCAAAAGCUUCUACAUACACUGAUGGUAUUGAUCUUCCUCCCUCUGAUGAUGAAUCCGAAGAGGAGUUAGAGCAAAAGCAUAGACCUGAUGUGAAGCCACUUGAGGUGUCUAUUGCUGAAAAGGAGUUGAAAAAGCGUGAAAAGAAAGAUAUUUUAGCUGCCCAUCUGGCCGAACAGGCAAGGAAAGAAGCUCUUAGGGAUGAUCAUGAUGCUUUCACUGUUGUCAUUGGAAGUCGGGCUUCAGUGCUUGAUGGAGAUGACGGUGCUGAUGCUAAUGUCAAAGAUAUUACGAUAGAAAAUUUUUCAGUGUCUGCUCGGGGUAAAGAACUUCUGAAGAAUGCAUCGGUGAAGAUAUCUCAUGGAAAGCGGUAUGGUUUAGUUGGGCCGAAUGGAAUGGGCAAGUCAACACUUUUGAAGCUUCUUGCUUGGAGGAAGAUACCCGUACCUAAGAAUAUUGAUGUUCUUCUGGUUGAGCAGGAGGUAGUUGGUGAUGAUAAAACAGCGCUUGAAGCAGUCGUUUCAGCUAAUGCUGAACUUGUUAAAGUUCGACAAGAAGUUGCUGAUCUGCAGAAUGCGGCUUCUGGUGAAGAAGGUGUGGAUAAAGAUGUUACUAACGAGGAUGGGGAUGCAGGGGACAAGCUAGCAGAGCUAUAUGAUCAAUUACAACUGAUGGGGUCUGAUGCUGCUGAAUCCCAAGCGUCAAAGAUUUUAGCCGGUCUGGGUUUUACUAAGGAUAUGCAGGGCCGUCCUACAAAAUCCUUUAGUGGUGGCUGGAGGAUGAGAAUUUCUUUAGCUCGAGCACUUUUCGUACAACCCACUUUAUUAUUGCUCGAUGAACCCACUAAUCAUCUUGACCUGAGGGCUGUUCUCUGGUUGGAAGAGUACUUGUGUCGUUGGAAGAAAACUUUGGUGGUUGUAUCACACGACAGAGAUUUCCUCAAUACUGUAAGCUCUGAAAUUAUUCACCUGCAUGAUUUCAAACUUCAUUUCUAUCGUGGAAAUUUUGAAGCUUUUGAAAGUGGGUAUGAGCAGCGUCGUAGAGAGGUGAAUAAGAAGUAUGAGAUUUAUGACAAGCAAUUGAAAGCAGCUAAAAGGACUGGAAACAAGGCUCAACAAGAUAAGGUCAAGGAUCGAGCUAAGUUUGCAGCUGCCAAGCAAGCAUCGAAAAGCAAAAGUAAGGGAAAGGUUGACGAGGAUGAGACCCAGGUAGAGGCACCACACAAGUGGAGGGACUACAGUGUGGAGUUCCACUUUCCUGAACCUACUGAGCUCACACCUCCUCUUCUGCAGCUUAUUGAAGUGAGCUUCAGCUACCCAAACCGAGAGGAUUUCAGACUCUCAAAUGUUGAUGUUGGCAUUGAUAUGGGGACCCGAGUUGCCAUUGUUGGGCCUAAUGGAGCUGGAAAAUCUACACUGCUAAAUCUUUUAGCCGGUGAUUUGGAUCCAAGUGAAGGUGAAGGUGAAGUUCGAAGGAGUCAGAAGUUAAGGAUUGGGAGAUAUUCCCAACAUUUUGUGGACCUACUGACGAUGGACGAAACACCUGUUCAGUACCUUCUUCGUCUCCACCCAGACCAGGAGGGACUUAGUAAGCAGGAGGCUGUCCGGGCAAAACUUGGGAAAUUUGGGCUACCUAGUCAUAACCAUCUUACACCCAUUGUCAAACUAUCAGGAGGGCAGAAAGCUCGAGUUGUUUUCACGUCGAUAUCCAUGUCAAGACCUCACAUUUUAUUGUUAGAUGAACCCACAAAUCAUCUGGAUAUGCAAAGUAUUGAUGCAUUGGCCGAUGCCCUUGAUGAAUUCACAGGCGGAGUUGUUCUUGUUAGUCACGAUUCUAGAUUGAUAUCACGUGUUUGUGAUGAUGAAGAAAGGAGUCAAAUAUGGGUUGUCGAGGAUGGUACUGUCAGAAAAUUCCCUGGAACAUUUGACGAGUACAAAGAAGAUUUGCUGAAGGAGAUUAAAGCUGAAGUUGAUGAUUAA